UACAUUUUACCAUGUAGAAAAUUUUUUGUUGAAAUUGCUAAAAAAAAAUGGCGGACAGUCCUUCGCGGAGUAAUUCCAUGGAAGAAGAUGAGGAAGUGUUUGAGAUUACGGAUUUUACAAAUGUCUCGGAUUGGGAGAAAUUUAUUGCUCAGAUAUCUGAAGCUAUUUCUGAUUGGCAAUUGACUUGUAUUGAACAUGUCCGGCCGUUGAAGAAGAAUGAAUUAACUUUAGGAAGUUGGGAACAAGUUAUCAGAGAAAUAAGGUUUUCGAAUGCUGUCUUCAUGUUGACGUUAUAUCGACUGAAACAAACUGGUCGAAAUGAAGAUGAAGAAAUCUACCAUGAAGAAUCUGAAACAACUCUAGAAGAUGAGCUGUGUUUACCUGUGUAUAUGGACGAUAUGAUGUCAACUAAUAAUGAUUUUCCUCCCAGAGCUCAUUGUCUUGUUCGAUGGUAUGGAUUCCGAUCUUUCCUUGUACUCAAUUUAAUCUCGUCGGGCAGCAACGCAGUGGACGGUUUGACAAGCGAAUCAAAAUGCAACUUGCUUCUCAGCUCAGCAUGUAUCGUAUUAUCAGAUUCCGGAUGUGAAGUCCCAAUAUUUAUUCAGAUUCAACAAAACUGGAGAAAAAUGUUUACAGGGAGAUGUGUUGGUACUGGAAUGCAGACUGAAUUUGAGAUGAUUCAUUUGAAGAAAUCCCCUCCUCAAUAUCAGCAUUUAUCCGGUUUGCUUCAUAUUUUCAAGUCAAAAAUAGGGCGGACUUUAUCACCAGUGCAAAUAUCAGCACGGUUCACUUACGUAUUAUCAAAUUGGGGCGAAAAGGGGGCGUGGCCACAGGAACAAGUAGACCCAGACAUUGCUGCACAAACUUUCGAUAAAUUUCUAUUUGGAUGUUUGGACGACCCAAUAGGUGAUCUUCAACUUUCAGCCAUGUGGCCGGCAAUUAACGAAGGUCUGAUUGUGGAAAACGACGUGCACUCUGACUUUAAACCAAUCUCGGCACCGGUGUGGACAAUAAGACUCCAUUACACUGAUAAUCCAGAAUGCCUUUUAAGCGGUUACAUUAAAGAAAUGUUGAAACUCAGAACAUGCAAAGAAAGCUUUGGUAAUUUAGUCACGACAGCACCGAAGUCGCAAGAUGCAGAACAAGAUAUAAGUCAAGCGCUAAAUAAAAUGACAGACCCGUCUCAUAAAGUUAAACAAAUGGUUCCACUGAUGCCUGAAUUUACAUCUGGUCUUUCGAAAAUUGUGACAUCACAAAGAUCAAUGUGGGCUCGGAGAAUGCAGGUUUCAUCUUAUGCAACUCUCGGCCCGAUUUCUCAAUCAAUGAUUGAACUUAUUAUGGAAUACUUGUUACCUGAGACUUCGUCAAAUGAAGGUCAAGGGUCGUCACAAGGUGUCAGUAGUGAGGAUGAAAAAGGUACUUUCGUACAUGAAUUGGAACAUCAAAUUAAAUCUGCUCCGAAAGAUAGCUUGACGUAUCGCCUGGCGCUUUGUGUUACGGUGAUUAAUUUUUGUCACGGGGGAGUCGCAGCUAUUGCUCAAGUUUGGCAUGAAUUUGUGCAAGAAAUGCGAUUUCGAUUUGAGAACGGAGUUCUUUUGUCCGGAAUUACUCCUGGGAAUCCAGAUUUACGAUGUUGCCUUUUUCAUCAAAAGUUGCAAAUGCUUAAUUGUUGCAUCCAGCAUAAAAUCAAUAGGGAGAAAAACCAGAAUUCUGUGAUUGACGAUCUUCCACAAGAAGAUGAAGAUCCAGAGAAUCUUGAUAAAACUGAAAACAAAGAUGUAACUUCUUCAAAUGAAACUAAUAUGGAAAAGGGAGAGGAUUCUCAGAUUCAAGAUAGUUCUCCUGAAAUUUCAUCUGCUCAAGAUCUAAUUUUAUCAAAUGAAGAGUCUCCUGAGCAGGAGGAUGAUAGUGAUAAACAUAAAGAUCCAGGUCAACUUCCUAGAGAGGAUUCUACAACCUCCAUUGGUGCAGAAUCUGCUCCUAGAUCACCAGGAUGGCAAGAGGAAGUGAGCUCUAUUGAUGAUGAUGAAUUUUUUGAGUGUGAUGAAGGGGGUUCGAUACCAGAUCCGGACGAGGUUGAUAAAACUGUAGAGGAAACUACUUUGCAAGAACAAACAAACGAAGAUAUUGCCAGUAUUGAACAAAACGUGAAUGCUGAUGAUAUAGAAAUUGAUGAAGUAAAUUUAUCUGGCGAUAAUUCCAGAAAUAAUGAAUUUCUGAAUGAAGAGAAAUCAGAUUUACAAGAUAAUAUAACGGAAAAAGAAAAACCGAUGGAUUCUGAAAGAAAUAUCACUCAAAUGGAUAAUGAAAAGCCUGAAAGUUCUAGACCUGAGAAUAGCGCUGAUAGUAUUAAAGAUUCCAUUGCUAAAGAGAACACAAAGCCCAUGGGAAGAUCCAAGCGAUUUGGUUCUGCCAGACUUUUAAAUGUUGAUGCAUAUUUGUACAUCCCGGUCACACAAGAAUCUGCACCUUUAACGGAAGAUGCAUUAGAAGAACAGACAAAGAUCUUCUCCAGCUUAGGGGACUCUGCUGAAGGUGCUUUGCUCCGUAGAAAAAUGCAAUCGGCGUCGCUGCUUUCUGACAUGGAGUCUUUCAAAGCUGCCAACCCCGGAUGCGGACUUGGUGAUUUUGUUAGAUGGUAUUCUCCGAGAGACUAUGAAGAGAAGACUGAUGCUAAUGGCGUCACCAAAGGCGCUCUUUCAGAAAGGAUGCAAAUCCCUGGAAAUUUAUGGCAAACUAUGUGGAAUAGCGCUAAGCCCAUACCAGCACGUCGACAAAAACGUCUUUUCGAUGAUACAAAAGAGGGUGAAAAAGUUUUGCAUUUUUUAUCGUCUUUGCAACCUAAAGAUUUGGCUAUUUUACUUCUACCGAUUUGCUACCAUGAAGCAAUCUGUGUUCUCCAAAGCAAGAGUGAUUCUAAGGUGUCGAGCGUACCUUCUCUCUGUAACCAAAUCUUGACUCAAUCGUCUAAAUUAUUCCAAACGCAUUACAAAGAUAAAUGGGAGCAAAUGGACGACAUUUGGCAAAAAAUACAGUUUUCAGAAACUCUCAUUGAACGUGCGAUGUCCCUAAAGCACAAAUUCGCAAGUGUUAAAGACGCGGAAACAUUCGUACGAAAACUGGUAGAACAUCCAGAAGUAUCUUUAGAAGGUGCAGCAAACGGUGACAUCGGAAAACUCGUAAAGCAAUAUUUUCUCGACCAAAGUGCCGCUAGCUUGCCUCAAUAUUUACAAGAAGACGACCCUCCACAAGCCAGAAUGCCUAGUCUGCCACCACCUAGUGGCAGAGAAUAUAUUUUGCGGAGUACUGCUCCCCGACCUUCCAGUCAAUCAAGACCACUGCCUCACAGGCUUUAUGCUGUGCAACUCAAAAAUGAAUUUAGACUGGCUGGAGCGUUUUCCAGUGAUACUGUAUUUUUCUAAUGUUAUACCGUGGGUCUAACAUUGUUUUAUUUUGCACUUCACUAAAUAAUUUUAACAUCAAUUAAUGGAAUCUAUAACUCUGUAAAUGAUUUCUAAAGCUUAGACCCAAAUUUUGACUUGUCCAAUCUUUUAAAAAAAUAAUUCUCGAAGUUAGGGGAUCCCCCAAAACAGCGCUCUUACUCCAUAAUGACACCUUGUGUCCCAUCACUACUAAUUAAUUAGUAACUCGCUAAUUAUACGACAUAAUUCAUCCAAAAUCAAUAGGCUUCUGGUCCGACAUAUGAUGAAUGCACAUGCAAAAUCUGGAGCAGAUUCAAUGUCGCUUCCGUUAAAUAUCGCGUGUAUCUAACAGACAGAUAGAAGAGUUACUUACAUAUGUUAAGGUUUGAUUGUCUGAAUUUGGAUAUAACACACGCGUUGAAUUUUUUGCUUUCUUGCGCAAAGGCUAGUGGUUGUCACUAAUUUAUAUUUAAUCCGUUGUGUACAUUGGAGAACAAAUUUUUUUUGUGGCCCAGAUAGAUGCCUGGAGUUGGUUCCCCCCGACAAAUGCACACCCAUGUUAUGGCCUCACCAAGGACGGUUCGCGUUGAAUUCUUAGUAUUAAGAAAAUCUAUACUACUGGACAAUUUAGUCGCAAUCAAUCAGUGUCAAAGCCAGAAGAAAUCAUAUUUCAAUGUUGCUAAUUGAUUCAUCCAGGUAUUCCAAGCAGAAUUCUGUUUAGGCUAUAUUAUUAGCAUAAGUAUGUGCAAUCUUAUGAUUAUUUGUCCGCUAUAGUUUCAGAAAUAAAUAUUUCAAAGCUAUUUUG
Molecule: messenger RNA, 4227 nt
Organism: Styela clava
Lineage: Eukaryota; Metazoa; Chordata; Ascidiacea; Stolidobranchia; Styelidae
Product: rab3 GTPase-activating protein catalytic subunit-like
Biological process (GO): positive regulation of GTPase activity
Molecular function (GO): GTPase activator activity
Source: RefSeq, a predicted model, not a curated record